AUGGGGGGAGCCCGAGAAGACGGCGAGGCGAAGUCGGACGGGGCGGACGGCGGAGAGCGCAAGGAGAAGAGCGCUCACCUGAAUCAGUGGGCAAAUGGGCGCCGGACCUUCUUGGGACUGCUGAAAGGACGGCUGGAGGAGGUGCCGCUGGAUGUGCUGAGGCAGAGGGAAUCAAAAUGGCUGGACAUGCUGAACAACUGGGACAAGUGGAUGGCAAAAAAGCACAAAAAGAUCCGGCUGAGAUGCCAAAAGGGGAUCCCACCUUCGCUGCGUGGCCGGGCCUGGCAGUACCUCUCGGGGGGCAAAGUCAAGCUGGAACAGAACGCCGGCAAGUUUGAUGAGCUGGACGUGGCUGCGGGGGAGCCCAAAUGGCUGGAUGUGAUUGAGCGAGAUCUCCACCGUCAAUUUCCAUUCCAUGAGAUGUUUGCUGCUCGGGGGGGCCAUGGGCAACAAGAUCUGUUCCGGGUCCUGAAAGCCUACACUCUGUACCGGCCGGAGGAAGGGUAUUGCCAGGCGCAGGCCCCGGUCGCAGCGGUGCUGCUGAUGCACAUGCCCGCCGAGCAAGCUUUCUGGUGUCUUGUGCAAAUAUGUGAGAAAUAUCUUCCUGGCUAUUACAGCGAGAAGCUGGAGGCCAUCCAGUUGGAUGGGGAGAUCCUCUUCUCCCUGCUGCAGAGAGUCUCCCCGCUGGCUUACAAGCAUCUCAGCAAGCAGAAGAUCGACCCCAUCUUGUACAUGACGGAGUGGUUCAUGUGCGCCUUCUCCAGGACCCUGCCCUGGAGCUCUGUGCUGCGGGUCUGGGAUAUGUUCUUCUGCGAAGGCGUCAAGAUCAUCUUCCGCGUGGGUCUCGUGCUCCUGAAGUACACGCUGGGUUCUUCGGAGAAGCUGCGAAGGUGCCAAGGGCAGUACGAGACGAUGGAGCAGCUGAGAGCCCUGAAUUCCAAAAUCAUGCAAGAGGCUUUCCUCGUUCAAGAGGUCAUAGAGUUGCCAGUGACGGAGCGCCACAUCGAGCGGGAACACCUGAUCCAGCUGAAGAAGUGGAAGGAGACCCACGGAGAGCUGCAAUGCAAGUCUCCUCCCCGUUUCCACGGCGCCAAGGCUAUCAGGGAUUCUGAGCCGUACCCCCACAAAGCCUUGGAGCCCUCUCCUUCCAUCAUCCUGCCCCCCGGCGCCGCCCUCUCCCCCAAGGGCCGCAAGGGCAAGCUGCGGAAGGGCACCCCCAAAGGGCCCGUCGCCGUGGGCAACCAAGCCAACGGCCCCAUCCCCGAAGAAAACGGAUCUCAGACUUUGCUGGAGCCCGACUCUUUCCUUCUCCAUCAGUCCAAGGAGAGCCUUAGUUCCCGGGAGAGCGAGGACACCUAUCUGUAG
Protobothrops mucrosquamatus (brown spotted pit viper) is the source of this 1365-nucleotide messenger RNA. It is a transcript of the gene TBC1D10A, whose product is annotated as TBC1 domain family member 10A. Bases 1 to 1365 code for a protein of 454 amino acids. The transcript has 10 exons. NCBI's taxonomy places the organism in Eukaryota, Metazoa, Chordata, Lepidosauria, Squamata, Viperidae. The record is from RefSeq and is a predicted model, not a curated record.